AUGAGCAAGAGAAUAAAAGCUUUGAUUAAAAGAGAUGAUAAUUGUUUGGUAUUAAUUUUAAUAAAGAUUAAUCGAAUGUAUUAGCUGGAUGUGGUCAGGACAUUAAAGUAUUUCAAAAUCAAUAAGGGAAAUUGA
Molecule: messenger RNA, 135 nt
Organism: Paramecium primaurelia
Lineage: Eukaryota; Ciliophora; Oligohymenophorea; Peniculida; Parameciidae
Source: the annotation of a GenBank genome assembly